AUGUCCAAACCAACUGAUUCUUGGGAUCUCUCAGAUCCCGUCCCUAGCUAUGAAGAAACGAUAGCAAAUCCAGAAACUGUGGAAGACCCAAUUUCUCGAGAGAAGUCAACGCUGCGGCCCUCCGUGAUGCGGCAGGAACGCAGCCGGCGCAUCACACGGGUGUUGAACGAUUCAAUUAUCCCCUGUUUCACCCUGCACCUCUCGAACGCUUGCAACAAGCUUAUCAUCGCGGUCGUGCCUUCAGACGCCCUCCGAAACAGCGCUCCUGUGACCGAGCAGAACAUCGUCGCGCCCACACUGUCGAACGAGACAACCGUGACUGUGGUCCUUCUGAGCGGUGACGAACACCGUUCUUCGUUUUGGACACAGCACGCCGUGGUACAUGAGCUCGAUCACAUGUUGCGAAGAGCGCUCUGUGGUUCGGCGGUACCGGGCCAGAUGCGGGUUGAGGCCACCAAUCUGACAUCGCAAGCCGUGUCGGCAGUCCCAAGCCAACCGAAAGCCAUGCCGGACAAUCCGGCACGAGCACGCCCGCCUAAGAAUUCAUGGCUGAAGAGGACAUUCGUCCUGCCUGGCCCAGACCACGAUCCGACGGGCGAAACCGGGAAGUGGAAUCUCGGCUGGCGAGAAGCGGAAUCGCCAAUAACUAGCGACGGAGAGAUCUGGAGUGAUGGCGGAACAGGGGUGCCUUCGUCUAGACCCGGAUCCAGAAUAAGAACAAAAGCGCCAAUGGCAGACGAGAUCGAUGUGCACACGAGAUUACGAGAUGUGAGCUUCCGGACGGAGAGCGAGCUGGGCCUGUUGGAAACGACAACGGUCAGAUGUAUCUGGGUGGAGAUUGAGGUUGGUAUAUAG
Molecule: messenger RNA, 855 nt
Organism: Capronia coronata CBS 617.96
Lineage: Eukaryota; Fungi; Ascomycota; Eurotiomycetes; Chaetothyriales; Herpotrichiellaceae
Exons: 1
Coding region: 1-855 (284 amino acids)
Source: RefSeq, a predicted model, not a curated record